Molecule: messenger RNA, 1395 nt
Organism: Bactrocera dorsalis (oriental fruit fly)
Lineage: Eukaryota; Metazoa; Arthropoda; Insecta; Diptera; Tephritidae
Exons: 1
Coding region: 329-1159 (276 amino acids)
Source: RefSeq, a predicted model, not a curated record
UGGUCUACGCUUUUUCACUCAUUUUUCCAAAAUGUGAAACUUCAAAAGCAAAUGCAAAUUUUCAAUCAAAUUCAAACUGACAAAUAUUUUCUUUCUCAUUCAUUAAAAUUUUCUCUUUAUGUGACAUGAAAUUUCGGUAAAAAAAUACACACAAAUUCGCUAAUUUCUAAAUUCAAUAAUAAAAAAUUGCGGGUAAGGUGUAUAAAACUAACGGCGAGCGGCAAGCAGAAUCUCUACUUGUGCCAGUGUAAUAUGUAAAAGUUGUUUACUUGUUUCCGCACGGCAAGAAGUUCACGCCCAUACUACCGAGUCCUGUUGGUUAGCUGUCAUGGCGGUCCUCGAGCGCAAUGGCAACUUGAAUAUCUGGUGGUUCCCCAAGGAGUUCAGUCAGUCGCGCUACGGCGAAUACCAUCACAGUGGCACCAAUUCGUGCACUCUAAUCACGCUCAUCCUGGCCGAUAUGGUCGCGAAAGAGGGGCGUGGAUUCUAUUGCCAACGUAUGCAGGAUCUACCGCCGCGUGCUGUAGAAAUCUUUGCCGAAGGCAUCAACAAGGGCAACAGCGCCUACGCACAUCUGAUCACCGCCAAUGCGGGGGUGCCGGAUAGCGGUGGCGUUGCCCAACAAAUGACGGCCAAUCAAAAUCUCAACAUACCGGAUGCGCUGAAUGUGCUCAAGCGCCAGCCGCACUUUCGCCUGAAGGAGUGGUUCUUCACACACAUGCAAGCCGAUCCGGAACGUGAGUCGUGCCGCACCAUUGCGCUGCGUCUGCUGCAGGCGGUCAAUACCGGUUUGCAGCAGUUUCGGCAGGCGGGCAAGGUCAACGAGCAUUUCCUCUUCGCUGCAAUGAUUUCCGACAAUCGCACCGUUUUAUUUGUUAUCGAAUUUCCGGCGAACCUGAUCACCUUCUUCGAUUCGCAUCAGCAUGGACGUGACGCGGGUGCUGUGGUGGCGCAGUGCAACAUCCGCGACAUGUACGACAUGAUGAAUUGGUUCGUGAAUAUGAAUCACGAUGUAUACUCCAGCCAACCGCAUAUAUAUGAGGUCUCAUUUCUACUACCCGAUCCAACGGGUUUGCCAACGCCCUCAAAGGUCGAGAAAUGCGAGGUAACACAGUUGAAGAAUAAUAUGUCGCUGGCGAAGAAAAUGCAGAAGAAAUGAAACAUGUACAAUGUAGCCGGGCGGUACGGACCUCUGAAUCUAUAUAUUCACUGUGCAUAUUGUGAUGGCCGUACAAUACACCAGCCUGCUGCAAAAAUUGUCAAGUGCUAAUGUUUAUUGAAAGUCGAAAAUGAAAAUCGCAAAAAUGCAAAUGUCUUGUAAUCUCGGUCUUUAUGCUUCUAACUUCUCGAACUCACAGCUAUUUCGAUACAAAUAAACAAACUAUCCACACCGCA